Molecule: messenger RNA, 700 nt
Organism: Aplosporella prunicola CBS 121167
Lineage: Eukaryota; Fungi; Ascomycota; Dothideomycetes; Botryosphaeriales; Aplosporellaceae
Exons: 1
Coding region: 396-620 (74 amino acids)
Source: RefSeq, a predicted model, not a curated record
GGGGUGGCGAAGGGGGGGUUUGGGGUUGUGAUUGUAAUUGCGACGGCAACGGCGUGGGUGCGUGGGUGCGUGGGUGAGAGUGGGAAGUGGGGAGCGAGCGAAGGGAGGAGCAAGGGACCUAGGGAUACCGCUGGUGGCUGGGUCGGUGAGCAGCGCCCGCGCGCUCGCGACGUUUUGGCGCAUCGCUCGCUGUUGCGUUGGUUUUGCUGUUUCUUGGAGCGGUGAGUUUGGGAAUACCUGGGUAGGUAGCUAGCUACUGUAGCGAAAUGACAAAGACGUCUUGUCUGUGCUUAGGUGUGGAUGGGGAGUGGUUGUGGGACCCCCAAUGGGAUGAGAUGGAUGGAAUGGGCUCUCUUCCACACCUGACGACGUACUCUGUACCUAGAUAGGUAUACAUGUACUGCCAUCGCGUUCCCAUGAACACAGUCUCAUACACACAACGACACAGAAACACGCCCGUCGCAUUGCAAGACAAGACGCGAGCACGACGACGCGCACGCGCACAUGAGAUCGGCUCUCCAACCCCAACCCUCAGCACCACCAAACCAGAUCAACUACACACACACGCACGCACGCCACACGAACCAACACAAACCAACACAAAACAUCAACCAAAAUAAUAAUAAUAAUAAUAACAAUCCUCAUUCCCCAGCCCCAGCAGAGAAGACGCGCCGCGAGUCCACCUAGGUUGAGCAGGUGG